AGGAAACGAAACUUACCCUGUUACACUGUCUGCAGGGAGCCAUGGCUGCAGCCGUGAAUCCUUUGAAGAGCCUCCGAGAGGAAGCUACUUGCUCCAUCUGUCUGAGUUUUUUUAAGGAUCCAGUGUCCUUAGAUUGCGGGCACAAUUUCUGCCAAGCCUGCAUCACCCAGUGCUGGGAGGGACCAAAUACAGACACCUGCUGCCCUCAGUGCAGAGAGACCUUUCCCCAGAGGACCCUCAGGCCGAACAGACAACUGGGGAACUUUGUAGAAAUAGCCAAGCAGCUGAGUUUCCAAACAGCGGCAGCAGCAGGAGGAGGAGAUUUGUGCAAGGUGCACCAGGAGCCUUUCAAACUCUUCUGUAACCAGGACCAAAUGCUCAUCUGUGUGAUCUGCAGGGAGUCCCAGGCUCACCGCGCUCACAGGGUGGUCCCCACAGAGGAGGCUGCCGGGGAGCACAAGGAACAAAUUCAAACCCGACUGAACACCCUGAAGCAAGAGAGAGAAGAACUUCUGGAGUGGAAACAGGAUGGAGAGAAGCAAAGCCAGGAAUAUCUGGGAAAGAUAGAAGCUGAGAGGCAGAAGAUUGUGUCUGAAUUUGAGCAACUGCGGCAGUUGUUGGAGGAACAAGAGCAACUCCUGCUGGCCCAGCUGGAAGAGUUGGACAAGGAAAUUGUGAAGAUACAGGAUGAAAAUGUCACCAAACUGUCUGAGGAGAUUUCCCGUCUCAGUGACUUGAUCAGUGAGAUAGAAGAGAAGUGUCAGCAGCCAACAAGUGAAUUCCUGCAGGACAUCAAAAGCACCUGGAGCAGGUGUGAGAAGGUGAAGUUCGAGAAACCAAUGGCUGUGCCACAGGAUGUGAGCGAGAGAGUUGGCAUCUCUUCCCAAAGAAAUGUUUGUCUACAGGAGGCUCUGAAGAAAUUCAAAGAGACCCUACCCUAUCAACUGAACUUUCUGAUCUCAAAGGCAGAGAAAGAAGCACCCCCAGCAAGGGCGAGGGAUCGGGGGAGGAGACCGAGAUCCCCUCUGCCACGGAUCCACAGGAUUCGUGCUGCAGCCCCCGCUUUGGAACAGUCUCUGGGAGGAGCCCCUUCGAUGGGCCAGACCACCAACAUCAGCCCCCUCUUCCUCCAGGUGCAGGCCACUCCGGAUCCAGACCUGGGAAUUCCCUGUUCCGUCGUGUCCACAGAUAAGAGUGUGAUACAGAAAUACCAAAACAUGGGAUAUGUAGGGACACAGAACAGGUUUCACCCUGCUGCCUGUGUGCUGGGCUAUAAGGGCUUCACCUCAGGGAGAUGUUACUGGCAAGUGGAGGUGGGGAACAAACGUAAUUGGGUUUUGGGCAUUGCCAAAGAGUCUGUGAUACAUAAGGGAGCGAAAAGCCGUACACCAGAGAAGGGGAUCUGGGCUUUGCAGAGUACAGGGAAUGGGUACUCGGCCCUCACCUCCCCUGAGACUGCUCUGGCCCUACCUUGUAGCCCCAGUAACAUUGGGGUUUAUCUGGAUUAUGAAGGGGAGAAAGUUACAUUUUAUAACGUUACAUCUUCUGGCAGAGAGCCAAUCUUUACUUUCACAUCUUCUUUCACUGGGAAGAUCAUCCCCUUCUUUGGGAGCCGGCGUGUAGAAUUUCUGCAAAAAGAAAAGGAUUACUUGUGGCACCUUAGAGACUAACCAAUUUAUUUGAGCAUAAGCUUUCGUGAGCUACAGCUGUACUCCACAAGUACUCCUUUUCUUUUUGCGAAUACAGACUAACACGGCUGUUACUCUGAAACCUAGAAUUUCUGAGUUCACGGGAAAGCAUACCGUUUAGUGGUCACUGUCCUACAUAUCGUUAAUCCCUGUGACAGAGGAGUAGGGAUCACUCAAUAUGAGAUAUCUAAAGUGGAGCAAAGACAUAGGUAAUAUAUAAAUUACAGCUAUCACACUUUGCCAUUCUAAUCACAGUCUGGUCAGCCUCAAGCAUUCAAAAACUGUCAGGCCCCCCAAAAUCAUGAGAUUGGCUUAAACAUCUUUUUAAAUAUUGUGUUAUUUUCUUUGCCUUCUGGUUUUUCAGCUUUUGGGGUGUUCUUGUUUCCAGUUUUCAAUCUUUGCUACACAAACGUGAAGGCUGGAAAUGUAUCUGUAGUAUAAUCUGAGGUUGCCUUGCAAUCUAUCUACUCCUGCUGCUGGGACUUUAAGAAAAACACCAAGUGCUGCGAGACUCACAAUAAAAUGAUGAGAGAGGACAAGACUGACUUGCUUAGCAUUAUACUGGUGACAGGAGUUUCUCGACCCUCUUACAUGCCUGUCUCUGUAACUCUGUGAUCCUCCAGGCACACAAAAACUGGCCAACCAGCAGCCACCAGGAGCCACUCCCAGGGUCACAGCAGAGCCUGCCUGUCUUAGGGCAGGUCUACACUUAAAAUACUGCAGCAGAACAAAUGCACCGGUGCUGCUCCGCCGCUGUAAUGCUUAAGUGAAGAUGCUCCUAUGCCGACAGGAGAGCUUCUCCCAUCAGUGUAGUUAAUCCACCUCUGAGAGAGGCGGUAGCUAUGUCCAGGGGAGAAGCUCUCCCGUCAACGUACCGCUGUCUACACCAGGAGUUCAGUCAGUACGACUGUGUUCACUGAGGGGUGUGGAUUUUUCACAGCCCUGAGCGAUAUAGUUCUACCAAUGGAAGUUUAUAGUGUAGACCUGGCCUAAGUUCUGACUCACUUCGGGUCAUCCAUCAAAGUCCUCUGCUCUUUACUUGUGAAUAUGAAAACCAUAGUGGUGUUUCCCUCUCCCUCCAAUUCCCUAGCUCAAUGCUCCUAUUUUGCUCUGUUUAGGUAUUUGAAUGCUGUAGAUUCAGAUGAGUAAAUUCACAGAAUAAAGUUUAUUUCUAUCUUCUG
This is a messenger RNA of Chelonia mydas (Green sea turtle), 2869 nucleotides long. RefSeq names its product zinc finger protein RFP-like. NCBI's taxonomy places the organism in Eukaryota, Metazoa, Chordata, Testudines, Cheloniidae. Bases 42 to 1670 code for a protein of 542 amino acids. Gene Ontology annotation, molecular function: protein binding; zinc ion binding. The record is from RefSeq and is a predicted model, not a curated record. The transcript has 8 exons.